Erythranthe guttata (spotted monkey flower) is the source of this 765-nucleotide messenger RNA. NCBI's taxonomy places the organism in Eukaryota, Viridiplantae, Streptophyta, Magnoliopsida, Lamiales, Phrymaceae. The record is from RefSeq and is a predicted model, not a curated record.
AUGACAACUCGAGCGAUAUUAGCAUCUAAAAAUGAGGAAGUUGAUAAAUUGAAUGAUAAGUUAAUUUCUAUGUUUCCUGGAGAAGCAAGAACAUUUCAAAUUUUCGAUGAGGCUAUCGAUGAUACAAAUAAUAACUAUGAAAAAGAUUUUCUCAAUUCUUUGACUCCAAAUGGCUUACCUCCGCAUAAGUUGGUCUUGAAGAGAAAUUGUCCAAUAAUCAUCCUAAGGAAUUUGGACCCAUCAAAUGGAUUGUGCAAUGGAACAAGAAUGGUGUGUAGGAAUUUCAAAUCCAAUGUCAUUGAUGCGGAAAUAGUAUUUGGCCAACACGUCGGAAAACAUGUUUUCAUUCCUAGAAUACCACUUUCGCCAGCUGAAAAUGAGGGUUAUCCUUUCAAAUUCAAGCGUAAGCAAUUUCCGAUUAGACUUUGCUUCGCUAUGACAAUCAACAAAGCACAUGACCAAAAAAUUCCUAAUAUAGGAGUCUAUUUGCCUCAACCAGUGUUCUCUCAUGGCCAACUAUAUGUAGCUCUAUCAAGAGGAACUUUAUCAUCGACAACAAAAUUUCUAAUAAAGCCGGAUACCAACAAUGUUCGAGAAAAAAGGGCGACAAAAAAUGUUGUUUACAAAGAAGUUCUAAAUGCAGGAGGCUCAUCAAAGAGGCUACAAAAUGAAGAAAAUGAGAUAUGCUUCAUCGUGAAUGAGCGUCUACAGUACGACCACCUCUCUUGGAUGGAUCAAAUUACUCUUACUGGAAAUCGAAGAUGA